AUGUCGGGAUUCCAGAGAGUUGUAGACCGGGCCUGUGACAUAUUCCUGGAGGGGCCUGAUUUCCUAGAGAGCCAGGGGGUUGUUCUUUCCUCUCUUGCAGUCCAAGAGUCCAUCAGGAUCGUGGUGCAGCCCGAAUCUCAGGUGGUUACAGAAGGGACCCGAGCGUCUUUCAGCUGCUGGGCGACGGGGCCCCCGGGACUCAGCUACCAGUGGUUCUGUGGGAAGCAGGAGGUGCCUGGUGCCACCUCCCCUGAGCUGGUGAUUGACCCAGCCACUCUAGAGACUCCGGAUUGGUACAUCUGCCGCGUUAACCACAGGGCCAGCUUCGCGUUCUCCAGGUGGGCCCGGCUCCAGGUCAAGCGGAGCAGCAGCCCUGCCUCAGCAAGCGGCUAUUGCCCAACAAUGGUGGGACUGCAGAUCCUCUGUCAGCCCCAGCCCUGCAACUUGGACGAAGGGGACUCCCUCCAGCUGCGGUGCGUGGCCAUCGGGAACCCACCGCCCCAGUACCAGUGGUUCCGAAACGGGAGUCCGAUUGAGGGGGCGCGGAACUCCCACCUCCAGGUGAAGCUGGUGACAACCGCGGAGAGAGGCCGCUAUGCCUGCAAGGUGUUUAACCUCUUCCAGGAGCUGUGGAGCCAGGACACGGUGGUGGAGAUUGGCCCACAGCUGUUUGCCUCCGGAGGCUCCUGGCGGGAGGAGGACGCAGGGAGUGCCCCAGAGCACAACGGCCCCAGCCAGCUGUAUGCCACAGACAAAGUGGCCCUGCUGAUGGGCAACAUGAACUACCUGCACCACAAGCACCUGAAAGCACCCAUGGUGGACGUACACGAACUGACCAACCUGCUGCGCCAGCUGGAUUUCAAGGUGGUCUCCCUGCUGGACCUGAGCAAGGACGAGAUGCAGAUGGCCGUCAACGAGUUCCUUCUCCUCUUGGACAAAGGAGUGUACGGUUUGCUCUACUAUGCUGGCCACGGCUACGAGAACUUUGGAAACAGCUUUAUGGUUCCGAUUGACGCGCCGAGAUCCUACACCUCGGAGCACUGCCUGUGCGUGCAGAGUGUGCUGAAGAGCAUGCAGCAGCGGCAAACCGGCCUCAACAUCUUCCUGCUGGACAUGUGCCGCAAGAGGAACCUGAACGACGACAUCAUCCCGCAGGUGGGGGCGCUGCAGGUCACAGCCAACAUUGUCUUCGGCUACGCCACGUGUGCGGACGCAGAGGCCUACGAGCUGAGCCAAGGGGAACUGUUCAACGGCAUCUUCGUGAGCUUCCUGAAGCGAUGGCUGCUGGAGGAGGAGAAGAUCACGGUGCUGCUGGACAAGGUGGCGGAAGACAUGGGAACCCUGGAGAUCACCAAGGGCAGGCAGGCGCUGGAGCUGCGGAGUAACCUGUCCGAGCGACGAGCCCUCACUGAUCCAAUUAAACCGUCCGAGGGCCCAGAGGAGUUCUCUGUCAGGAACCUGCAAUGGGCCAAGGCCCAUGUGCUUCCCGAAAGCCGAUACCUCCAGUUCGACUGCGGGGCUCGGGUACAGCUGGGCUUCGCUGCUGAGUUCUCCAACAUCUUGAUCAUCUACACCCGCAUCGUCAAGAUGCCGCAGGAGAUCACACGGUGUGAAGCAAAACUCACAGAUGUCCCGGAGGAGCUGGAUGUGGAUUUGAAAUUUACCAACAAGGAGAGCCCAGAGGAAAUGGGGAGCAGCCUCUCCCUGGCCUGGAGCCUCAAUUUCCCCGAGUGUUGCCUCUACAGCCGCCUCUGUGGCCUGCAGAAGCUGAGG
Molecule: messenger RNA, 1773 nt
Organism: Trachemys scripta elegans
Lineage: Eukaryota; Metazoa; Chordata; Testudines; Emydidae
Product: mucosa-associated lymphoid tissue lymphoma translocation protein 1-like
Biological process (GO): proteolysis
Molecular function (GO): cysteine-type endopeptidase activity
Source: RefSeq, a predicted model, not a curated record